AUGGGUUGGGUGAAGGAGUCCCAGAAAAAGAAAAUCAUUAUUGGUAUCUUGGCUGUGUCAAUUGUUACCUUAAUCCUUGGUCUUGGACUCGGUCUUGGAUUGGAUUUGAAGAAAUGUCAAAAUAAAGUCAUCCCACACACAUCCUGCAGAAAUCGAUGCUAUGAGCCCUAUGAUGACGAGAUCCCCGGCUGCAGAUGUGACGAGAGCUGCAUCGCUAGCAGCAGCUGCUGCAAUGACUACCAUGACAUCUGCACUGUUCCAGCUGAGCAGUGGGACUGCACAAAACUCCGUUGUGGAGAGAAGAGGCUCAUGCAGAGCAGAUGUCACUGCUCCGAUGACUGCCUGUCUGCAGGAGACUGCUGCACAAACUACAAAAAUGUCUGCCAUGGAGAGAGAGAGUGGGUGGAGGAUGAGUGUGAGGACCUGUCGUCCCCUACAUGUCCAGCAGGCUUUAAGCAGCAGCCGCUACUCCUUAUCUCGCUGGAUGGACUGAGGGCUGAAUACAUGCAGACCUGGAGUACUCUCAUCCCUGUGCUCGACAAACUCAAGACGUGUGGAACCUCUGCUCCGUACAUGCAGGCAGCAUUUCCCAGCAAGACCUUCCCUAACCACUACGCAAUUGUUACGGGUCUCUAUCCAGAGUCAAAUGGUUUGAUUGACAACACCAUGUAUGACCCAGUGUUUGAUGCCACCUUCAGUCUGUCUAGUCCAGAGAAAGACAACCCUGACUGGUACCUCGGACAACCUGUUUGGCACACAGCAAAGUACCAGGGGCUGAAGUCUGGGACUUUUUUCUGGCCAGGGUCAGACGUCAAAAUCAAUGGCAGUUUCCCAAACAUCUACCAACCUUACAAUGGUAAAGUGCCAUUUGAAGAAAGAGUAUUCACUGUGCUGAAAUGGUUGCAGUUGCCAGAUGAGGAAAGGCCAGAUUUCUACACAUUGUAUCUGGAGGAGCCUGAUAAAUCUGGACACAGUUUUGGUCCUGUCAGCGGAGGGCUGAUUGAAGCACUCCAGGGUGUGGAUAAGAUCAUUGGUCAGCUCAUGAACGGCCUCAAGCAGAUCGGCCUACACCGUUGUCUCAACAUCAUCAUUGUGGCCGAUCAUGGUAUGGAAGAUACAAGCUGCAACAGGAAGGAGGUGCUACAGGAGCUGGUGGGAGACAUCAGCAACUACUACGUCACCGAGGGGCCAUUCGGACGGAUCAGAGCUAAAAACAAAGACAAAGUCUUGAACUCAGCUGGACUUGUUUCUAACAUGACUUGUAAGAAACCAGACCAGAAGAUCAAACCGUACUUGAAGGCCAACCUACCAAAGCGUCUUCACUUUGCCAACAGCCGUCGUAUCGAAGACGUCAACAUCCUGGUCGACCCAAAAUGGCUGUUUGAGAGAUAUCCUGGCUCUCUCACCUUCUGCUCUGGUGGAGCUCAUGGCUAUGACAACGAUGCUGAGAGCAUGCAUGCCAUGUUUGUCAGUUAUGGACCCAAAUUUAAGUCCAAAACAGCAAUUGAACCGUUCUCCAACGUCGAGCUAUACAAUCUCAUGUGUGACUUGCUGAAGAUCUCUCCCAGUGACAACAAUGGGACCCAUGGCAGUAUGAACCACGUCCUGAAGCAGGCCUACUACACACCGGUGCCCCCUGCAGAGCAGAGCGUGCCUGCUCUUUGUCAGCUGGUCAGCCUUGAGCCUGCAGACAGCCUGGGAUGCUCCUGCCUUGCCCUGAGUGGAAAUGCCAUCAAUAGCCGUCUGAAUCUGACCACAGAAGAGCAGUCCGCAACAGAGAAGAAGCACGUGCUAUUUGGUCGUCCCCGGAUGCUGCAGCCUGACCAGAGUUACUGCAUCCUCUACCAGGAGGGAUUCAUCAGCGGCUAUAGCUCCAAAGCUCUGAUGCCUCUGUGGAGCUCCUUCACCGUCGAUAAACCGAUGAGCUUGGACCCACUAUUGCCAGUAACACCAGACUGUUUGAGGGCUGAUGUCAGACUUCCAGCAUCCAAGAGCCCUAGAUGUAACCAGUAUGACACAGCUGGGAACCUGACACAUGCCUUCCUCUACCCACCUAACCUGAAUGCAACAGUGGACCAGCAGUACGAUGCUCUACUGAUGAGUAAUGUGGUGCCAAUGUAUCCCGAGUUUAAGAAGAUCUGGUACUACUUCCAUAACACCCUAUUAAAGAAAUAUGCCUCUGUCUACAACGGCAUAAAUGUGGUGAUUGGCCCCGUCUUUGAUUACAACUACGACGGCCAUUACGACACUCCAGAGCAGAUCCAGCAGUUUGUGUCUGGCACCAACAUCUCCAUCCCCACACAUUACUUUGCGGUGCUGACCAGCUGCAGGGACUCGGCCCAAUCAGUGACCACCUGCAUGGGCGAGCUGCAGACCGUGUCCUUCCUGCUGCCUCACAGACCCAACAACUCAGAAAGCUGCAAAAGCACAGGAGACGAAUCUUACUGGGUGGAGGAUCACAUGUGGUUCCAUCAAUCACGAGUCAGAGACGUUGAGUGGAUCACGGGACUGGACUUUUACCAAGGCAGCAAUCGACCAAUCCCAGAGCUGCUGAGGGUGAAGACCCGUCCCACAGCUGCCAUUCACAGGAAACGUUGAAAG
Molecule: messenger RNA, 2601 nt
Organism: Seriola dumerili (greater amberjack)
Lineage: Eukaryota; Metazoa; Chordata; Actinopteri; Carangiformes; Carangidae
Product: venom phosphodiesterase 1-like
Exons: 25
Coding region: 1-2598 (865 amino acids)
Biological process (GO): nucleoside triphosphate catabolic process
Molecular function (GO): nucleic acid binding; nucleoside triphosphate diphosphatase activity; metal ion binding
Source: RefSeq, a predicted model, not a curated record